UCCCUCUCUCUCUCCAAAGCUCAUUUUGGUGUCCCCACUGCAGGAACUAGAUUUUCCCUGCUCUCCGGCUGGUGUUUAUUUCGUUUUGUUUGUUUUACUAUUUGAAAUUCUGGGUAGGGAUGAGUGUCCGCCUGUUUGAAGGGAAAGAGCAUGCUCUCUCCUACUGGAAAUACAGGACCUCUCCGUCAGAAGAAAUCAUCAAAAAGUUAUUAAACUUCCUGGGAAAACAUAGGAGUCGGCCCUUUGAGCUGGUGGUGGAUGUGGGCUGUGGGUCGGGGCAGGGCACUGUGCUGCUUGGCCCACACUUCUCCAAAGCAGUGGGGACCGACGUUAGUCCGGCACAGCUGGAGAUGGCCCGUCAGCAUUCCUCAGCUGAGAAUAUCACCUACAGAGAAUGCCCUGCUGAGAAACUUCCUUUUGAAAACGCCACGGUGGACCUUGUGACGAGCAUAGCGGCGUUUCACUGGUUUGACCAGCCACGCUUCCUCAAAGAGGCAGACAGAAUACUGAGGCCUCAAGGAUGUCUUUCACUCCUAAACUACAGCAUGGACAUGGAGCUUAGCUAUAAAGGCUGCUCAGAUGCUCUCAAUCAAAUCUGCAAGGAGGUAUAUGAUACCCUCAUGCAAUACCGUAACCCCCACCUAGUUGCUGUUGACGCGUCUGACCCUUAUAAGAAAGCCUAUGACACGCUUGAAUACCCUGACAAGGAAUGGCAUGAAAACCUUUGGGUGAGAAAGACUGUUCCUGUGUCCAACUAUAUUGGAAUGGUAGAAUCCUUCUCUCCCUACCAGGCUAUUUUACGGGAGGACCCAGAGAAGGCCAGAAGACUUUCCAAGGACACAGCUGAGAGGUUGCUGAAGGUGAUGGGGGUGACGUCUCCAGACACAGAAGUUGUCUUGUCCAUCAAGUAUUCCUGUCUGCUGGCCCGCAAACCCUAGCUGGCAGAGUUUGCCCAAGACAUAACAUCUUAACAGUUGGGCUGCUGUUUCAACACUCCUGAGAGGCUGAUGGAACAUAAUUUGUUGUGGGCAUGGAACUUUCAAUGUUACCUUUUUUCCAUGUUAUUGUUUUUUUAUUUUAUUAUUAUUAUUAUUUCUUGUCAACAUAAAUAAAAUGGAUUUGCCCUGGAAAUUAUGUUAUCACAGCAAACUACAA
Molecule: messenger RNA, 1155 nt
Organism: Sardina pilchardus (European sardine)
Lineage: Eukaryota; Metazoa; Chordata; Actinopteri; Clupeiformes; Clupeidae
Product: putative methyltransferase DDB_G0268948
Exons: 6
Coding region: 120-938 (272 amino acids)
Molecular function (GO): S-adenosylmethionine-dependent methyltransferase activity
Source: RefSeq, a predicted model, not a curated record